Octodon degus (degu) is the source of this 4500-nucleotide messenger RNA. Its product is annotated as histone acetyltransferase p300. The record is from RefSeq and is a predicted model, not a curated record. Bases 739 to 4482 code for a protein of 1247 amino acids. Gene Ontology annotation, cellular component: transcription regulator complex; histone acetyltransferase complex. Gene Ontology annotation, biological process: positive regulation of transcription by RNA polymerase II. The transcript is spliced from 21 exons. Gene Ontology annotation, molecular function: protein binding; chromatin DNA binding; transcription coactivator activity. NCBI's taxonomy places the organism in Eukaryota, Metazoa, Chordata, Mammalia, Rodentia, Octodontidae.
UGCCUGCGCCGCCGCCCGAGCGAGGCCUCGUCGGUGCGCUCGGCGUCGGCGCGGGCGGGCGGGCGGCGCUACUCGGCCGGUCCCUUAGCCUUUCGGCCCGCUGAGCUCAGCGCCCGGCGUUCUCGCCGUGCCUCUGCCGGUCGCCGCGCGAUGUGAGCCGGUGGCGGCGUCUCCUUGCUCUAGACUCGGUGAGCUGUGCGCGGCCAUUAGGGCCGGUGCGGCGGCGCGGAGGGUGGGGGCGCAGGCCCGGGAGGGGGCACCGGGAGGAGGUGAGUGUCUCGUCGCCGCCUCCUUUCCCCCUUUUCGCCCCCGCCUCCUUGUGGCGAUGAUGAGGAGGAGGACAGCGCCGAGGAGGAAGAGGCUGAUGGCGGCGGCGGAGCUCCGAGAGACCUCGGCUGGGCAGGGGCCGGCCGUGGCGGGCCGGGGACAGCGUUUCUAGAGCUGCGAGUCCUCGGGAAUUCGCCGCGGCGGACGCGCUCGGUGGUCGGUGUCGCUGUGUCUUCCUCCGGGCUUGGCUCAGGCCCGGCCCCUCGCACUUGCCCCUACCUUUCCUUCGGGUCCGCAUCCCUCUCCGGCCGCUGCGACCCGGCGAAGAGAAAAAGGAACUUCCCCACCCCCCUCGGGGUCGGCCGAGCCCCCUCCAGCCCACCCUCGGGAGCGGGGCGGGCACCCUGGGCUGCAGAAGAGAUUUUGUGAGAAUUUUCGCUUUCCUCGCCUGUAUCUCCGAAAGAAUUAAAAAUGGCCGAGAAUGUGGUGGAACCGGGGCCGCCUUCAGCCAAGCGGCCUAAACUCUCGUCUCCGGCCCUCUCGGCGUCGGCCAGCGAUGGCACAGAUUUUGGCUCUUUGUUUGACCUGGAGCAUGACUUACCAGAUGAAUUAAUCAACUCUACAGAAUUGGGACUAACCAACGGUGGUGAUAUUAGUCAGCUUCAGACAAAUCUUGGCAUGGCACAAGAUGCAGCCUCUAAACAUAAACAGCUAUCAGAAUUACUACGGUCUGGGAGUUCCCCUAACCUCAAUAUGGGGGUUGGUGGCCCAGGCCAAGUUAUGGCCAGCCAGGCUCAACAGAACAGUCCUGGAUUAGGUUUGAUAAACAGCAUAGUCAAAAGCCCAAUGGCACAGGCAGGCUUGACUUCUCCCAACAUGGGGAUGGGCACUAGUGGACCAAAUCAGGGUCCCACGCAGUCCACAGCAGGUAUGAUGAACAGCCCAGUAAAUCAACCUGCCAUGGGAAUGAGCACAGGGAUGAAUGCUGGCAUGAAUCCUGGAAUGUUGGCCGCAGGCAAUGGACAGGGACUAAUGCCAGGCCAAGUCAUGAACGGUUCAAUUGGAGCAGGCCGAGGACGACCCAAUAUGCAGUAUCCAAACCCUGGCAUGGGAAAUGCUGGCAACUUAUUGACAGAGCCACUACAACAGGGCUCACCCCAGAUGGGAGGACAGACAGGAUUGAGAGGCCCCCAGCCUCUUAAGAUGGGAAUAAUGAACAACCCUAAUCCUUAUGGCCCACCUUAUACUCAGAAUUCUGGACAACAGAUAGGAGCCAGUGGCCUUGGUCUCCAGAUUCAGGCAAAGACUGUUUUACCAAAUAGCUUAUCUCCAUUUCCAAUGGACAAAAAGGCUGUUCCUGGUGGGGGAAUGCCCAACAUGGGCCAACAACCUGCCCCACAGGUCCAGCAGCCAGGCCUGGUUACUCCAGUCUCCCAGGGUAUGGGUUCUGGAGCGCACACAGCUGAUCCGGAGAAGCGUAAGCUCAUCCAGCAGCAGCUUGUUCUUCUUUUGCAUGCUCACAAGUGCCAGCGCCGGGAACAGGCUAAUGGGGAGGUGAGGCAGUGCAAUCUUCCCCACUGCCGCACGAUGAAGAAUGUCCUGAACCACAUGACACACUGCCAGUCAGGCAAGUCCUGCCAAGUGGCACACUGUGCAUCUUCUCGACAAAUCAUUUCACACUGGAAGAACUGUACAAGGCAUGAUUGUCCUGUGUGUCUCCCCCUCAAAAAUGCUGGCGAUAAGAGAAAUCAACAGUCAAUUUUGACCGGAGCACCCGUUGGGCUUGGAAACCCCAGCUCUCUAGGGGUGGGUCAACAGUCUACUCCUAGCCUCAGCACUGUUAGUCAGAUUGAUCCCAGCUCAAUAGAAAGAGCCUAUGCGGCUCUAGGACUGCCCUAUUCAGGAAACCAGAUGCCGCCACAAUCCCAGGUGCAGGCGAAGAACCAGCAGAAUCAGCAGUCUGGGCAGUCGCCCCAAGGCAUCCGGCCCAUGAACAGCAUGAGUGCUAGUCCUAUGGGAGUAAACGGAGGUGUAGGGGUUCAAGCACCAAAUCUUCUUUCUGACUCGAUGUUGCAUUCAGCCAUAAAUUCUCAAAACCCAAUGAUGAGUGAAAAUGCUGGUGUCGCUUCCCUGGGCCCUAUGCCAACAGCAGCUCAGCCAUCCAGUACUGGAAUUAGGAAACAGUGGCAUGAAGAUAUUACUCAGGAUCUUCGAAAUCAUCUUGUUCACAAACUUGUUCAAGCCAUAUUUCCUACUCCGGAUCCUGCUGCUUUAAAAGACCGACGGAUGGAAAACCUGGUUGCCUAUGCUCGCAAAGUGGAAGGGGACAUGUACGAAUCUGCAAAUAAUCGAGCGGAGUACUACCACCUUUUAGCUGAGAAGAUCUAUAAGAUCCAGAAAGAACUAGAAGAAAAACGAAGGACCAGACUACAGAAACAGAAUAUGCUGCCGAAUGCUGGGGGCUUGGUGCCGGUGUCUAUGAAUCCAGGGCCUAACCUGGGACAGCCCCAGCCAGGAAUGGCUUCCAAUGGUCCUCUCCCUGAUCCAGCUAUGAUCCGUGGCAGUGUGCCAAACCAGAUAAUGCCUCGGAUAACUCCACAACCUGGUUUGAAUCAGUUUGCCCCAAUUAGUAUGCCCCAGCCACCCAUUGGCCCCCGGCAAACCUCUCCACUUCAGCACCCUGGGCAGUUGGCUCAACCUGGUGCUCUCAAUCUGCCCAUGAGCUACGUCCCCCGACUGCAGCAGCCGUCCAGCCAGGGCCAGUUCCUGUCCCAGACUCAAUUUACUGCCCAGGGAAUAAGCAUGACGACGAACAUGCCUCUGCCACCAUCCAGCGGCCAAGCUUCCGUGUCUCAAGCACAAAUGUCCAGCUCUUCCUGCCCGGUGAACUCUCCGGUCAUGCCUCCAGGGUCUCAAGGGAGCCACAUUCACUGUCCCCCUCUCCCUCAGCAAGCUCUGCAUCAGAACUCACCCUCUCCUGUACCUAGUCGGACCCCCACCCCACAUCACACUCCCCCAAGCAUCGGGGCUCAGCAGCCGCCACCACCAGCAAUUCCAGCCCCUGUUCCUACACCUCCUGCCAUACCAUCUGGGCCACAGCCCCAGGGUUUGCAUCCACCUUCCAGUCAGACACCUACCCCGCCCACAACACAACUUCCUCCUCAAGUGCAGCCUUCACUUUCUGCGACCCCUUCAGCUGAUCAGGCGCAGCAGCAGCAACAGCCUCGCUCACAGCAGAGUACAGCAGCCUCCAUUCCCACCCCCACAGCACCACUGCUGCCUCCACAGCCAACAACUCCGCUGUCCCAGCCAGCAGUGAGCAUUGAAGGACAAGUAUCAAACCCUCCAUCUACAAGUAGUACAGAAGUGAAUUCCCAAACAAUUCCUGAGAAGCAGCCUUUGCAGGAAGUAAAAAUGGACGGUAAAAUGGAAAUGGACCAACCAGAACCAGCAGAUGCUCAACCAGAGGAUAUUCAGGAGACUAAAGCAGAGGAAUGUAAAAUGGAGCCUACAGAAACAGAAGAGCGAAGCACAGAAUUAAAAACUGAAAUGAAAGAGGAGGAAGACCAGCCAAGUACUUCAGCUACCCAGUCUUCUCCAGCUCCAGGACAGUCAAAGAAAAAAAUUUUUAAACCUGAAGAAUUACGACAGGCCCUGAUGCCAACCCUGGAGGCACUUUACCGGCAGGACCCAGAAUCCCUUCCCUUUCGUCAGCCUGUGGAUCCACAGCUUCUAGGAAUCCCUGAUUAUUUUGAUAUCGUGAAGAGCCCCAUGGAUCUUUCUACCAUUAAGAGGAAGUUAGACACUGGACAGUAUCAAGAACCCUGGCAAUAUGUGGAUGACAUUUGGCUUAUGUUCAACAAUGCCUGGUUAUAUAACCGGAAAACAUCACGGGUGUACAAAUACUGCUCCAAGCUAUCCGAGGUCUUUGAGCAAGAAAUUGAUCCAGUCAUGCAAAGUCUUGGAUAUUGUUGUGGUAGAAAGUUGGAGUUUUCUCCACAGACACUGUGUUGCUAUGGCAAACAAUUAUGCACAAUCCCUCGUGAUGCCACUUACUACAGUUACCAGAACAGGUAUCAUUUCUGUGAGAAGUGUUUCAAUGAAAUCCAAGGGGAGAGCGUUUCUUUGGGGGAUGACCCUUCCCAGCCUCAAACUACAAUAAAUAAAGAACAGUUUUCCAAGAGAAAAAAUGACACACUGGAUCCUGAAUUGUAAGUAGUUUCAAUAGUCAGU